Molecule: messenger RNA, 3323 nt
Organism: Pseudo-nitzschia multistriata
Lineage: Eukaryota; Bacillariophyta; Bacillariophyceae; Bacillariales; Bacillariaceae
Source: the annotation of a GenBank genome assembly
GUCUCGAUCAUCACUAUUGGAAACUCAGAGUAUCGUAAGAAAUCACAACGUUUACGGCAGCACUCGCGCAGUAGAUGAUGAUGCUAUGACUGUACGAAAACCGGAGAAGAUGCCGAAAAAAAAGGAAAUACCAAAGAAGAAAAAGCACAAAAAAUCWUUGCAAGACGAAGAGUUGAUUCGAUUGGCCCUUCAUCGGAAUCCAUACUUCACGUGUUUGGAUGAAGAACAAAUCCAACGUUUUGUUGAUGAAGCCGAGUUGGUGGAUGAUUUUCGGCCGGGACAAGCCGUCAUUGUAGAGGGUCCCUCCCGGCCUGUCCGAAGACCAGGUAAGACGCGACUGAGGAAAAUGAAAACCAACAUGGCAGACGUYCAUGGCGACGAUUAUUUCGACGAGCACGAUGGUGGUCGUGGUGGUAGCAGAGUCAUUGGCGUUGGUAACAGUCCUGCYGAUGUUGACGACCCUUGGUGGAUAGAGGAAGACGAUGAUACUGAAUACGGCAACUACCAAAGCAACGACAAUGAAAAGAAGCAYUACGAGGAUGCUGCUGCUAGCAGAUCCUCMUAUCUGUACAUCAUUCGAAAAGGAAAGGCCGACAUCUUUUAUGAGACCAUCAACCCGGCGACGCUGGGACCUUCGAGAAUGUUUGGUGAGGGUGGAUUCUUGUUCGGGAGGAACCACUCUGCGUCAGUGGUUGCUGCAACAGAUCAACUCGAAUGUUUUCGCAUUGAUCGGCACACUUUUGUGAACAAGAUCUUACCAAGUCAAAAUAUGAAACGACUAUAUCGCAAAUAUUCUUCGAUGACGUCGGGWGCGUCGACAUCUCCUUCGACUCCUACAUUGGAUACAGUUGAAUUCCUACCCGAUGAGAAGAAAGAGACUGGAAUCGAACGAUUGGUCGACGGUAAUAGAAAUAUGCGAAAAAAGAAGACGAAAGAGGAGGAUAAAGAUGGGGAAGAAAAAUUCGUAAUGACAAUGGACGAUUUCCUAGAAUUCUUCAAGAAAGAACGAGAUGAAACUUCAACGUCAUCUUCAAAUUCCUCGUCGUCAUCUUCCUUGAGCAACCCAUCUCUGUCACCCAUUGCGAAUGCUUACCAGAGCAUUUUGAGGGGGACCUCUUCGACCUAUCACGACGAAAAGAAUCACAUCGCCUUGGAAGAUUUUUGUUUCUUCCACUUCCUCAUGGCRCGUCCCGAUCCAGAAAUCGACAUUGCUUUCAUCUUGAUGGAUCGUUCUAGGUCGGGCACUAUCACGCGGAGGGAUUUUGAACGAUACCUGGAAACGAGUGUUCCCCACUUUGCCCCCAACAGUGAAUUCCUCGAGCGACAUUUUGGCAAUGGUCGYGUCAUACGGUCUCACCAGUUUUCGCAAUUUCUGCAUGACUUGCAGCGUGAACUGGGGCGGCAGGCAUUUUUGUAUCGUGCGAAGGAACUAGCGAAGGAAAAGCAGCAGUGUCUCRAGAGCAGUAAGGAUUCUACAACUGUUAACAUGGCAGAUCCACACAUUGGAUAUCUACCAGCUGAAAUCUUUAUUGAGGUACUGAMGGCAACCUCGAGUUGGAGACUUCCGGAUGGUAUCAUCGAUCGGCUUGAAUCUUUGUAUUGUAAACCUUCAAUUGAUUCUGCUGAAUCAACAGCGCUAGCCUCGGUUCGGGCUGGAACCAUCAAGGGAGAUUCUCCUAAACAGGUUGCGGAAUAUUCUAGGAGGUCUGUCUUGGCCGAUCUAGAACGGAGGCGGAACAAGCUCGGAACCCGGAAUUUUGCAUACGUGGACUUUAUCGCCUUUCAAGAUCUAUUGGUCCAGCUGCCGGCCAUCUGCAAUCUGAUCGAGAGGUCYUGUCAGAUAAAAAAAGGCCCGAUCUCGCAAGACGAUUUCAAGGUGGCAAAUCGUGUCCUAGGAAUCGGGGGUCGAUUGAGUCGCCAGCAGGUGAACAUAAUUUUUGAAUUAUUUGACUUAGACCACGAUGGUUACCUUUCAAACGAGGACGCGAUCAGCGUAUGCGGACUGGAGAUUGGGAGCAACGUUUUGGAAGCCGUGAAAGGACGAGACGGAAAGGCCACUUUUGCACCACCCCCGAACUAUCCCCAAAACUURUCAUUAAACGACAGUGGAGGUUAUGGAUACAACGACGACGAGAAACGAUGGGAAAAUAUGUCUACGGAAGAAUGGAUGAUGAGCCACUCGAUCCAGUUYUUUCUCUCGAGCAUCGCCGGCGGAUUUGGAAUCUUCACGGUGUACCCUUUGGAUUUGAUMAAAACCCGCAUGAUGAACCAACGAGCCCCUUCGGUAGACGGCAAGAGACUCUAUUACACCUCUCUAGAUUGCCUGCAAAAAGUAAUCCGAUACGAAGGCUUUCAGGGUCUAUACCGUGGCCUACUUCCUCCGUUGUUAGCGGCAGGACCCGAAAAAUUUGUCAAGAUCACCGUAAACGACAUGCUGAGGGGGGUGUUGUCUAAGGACAAUGGUUCCUCUACGCAGUGGCUGACGGAGAUUGUCAGUGGCGGCUGUGCCGGUGCAUGCCAAUUGCUGGUCACCAAUCCACUCGAGAUCGUGAAGAUCCGGAUGCAACUCCAGGGAGAAACAUCCAUGAUAUACAAACGCAAGGGAUUUGAAGUUCCUAGGGGUCUAGGUUUGCACUAUAUGUCCUUUACCCAGAUUAUCCAGGACUUUGGAACGACCGGUUUGUACAAGGGAGCCGCCGCUUGCCUAAUGCGAGACAUUCCUUUCGGAGCAAUCUAUUUCCCCGCCUACGCCGCUUGCAUGGACUACCUCGUCAACCGAGAUGGUUCCGCCGGUGCCUCAUCCAGCAGCAUCCUGAUUUCGGGAACGCUUGCGGCCAUUCCUGCAUCCCUGCUCACCAAUCCUAUGGACCUCGUCAAAACCCGGCUGCAGGUGGCGAGCCGACCAGGCGAAGAACGCUACAGCGGGAUUGGCGACUGCAUCCGCAAGGUCUACAAAACGGAAGGCCMCUGGGCCUUUUUCAAGGGCUCAUUUCCCCGGGUUGCACGGAUCGCGCCCCAAUUUGGAUUGUCCCUUUUUGCGUACGAAAAGCUGUCGCAGCUUAUYGGCUUUCGGGGAAUCGCUCCACCGACCAAUGCCCCCGUAAACCCACGCGACUAUCGAACGGCUUUUUCUAGCGUGUCGAGCGGGAUCGAAUCGAAGGCCAUUGAUGCGGAAAGCCUGAUCGAAAACAUUGGAUUGUUCAAACCGCCACGAUGAGAACGAUAGAAAAUAGAAACCAUUGGUUGGCAGUCACGUUCAAAUCCACUCGCUUUCCCAAAACCUUUGGUAUGAGCUCUGUUAGUAAUAACAUUUAUAAAGCCGA